Aspergillus homomorphus CBS 101889 is the source of this 1165-nucleotide messenger RNA. RefSeq names its product mitochondrial 37S ribosomal protein mS23 (gene rsm25). The coding region runs from base 229 to 1014 and encodes 261 amino acids. Gene Ontology annotation, cellular component: mitochondrial small ribosomal subunit. The transcript has 2 exons. NCBI's taxonomy places the organism in Eukaryota, Fungi, Ascomycota, Eurotiomycetes, Eurotiales, Aspergillaceae. The record is from RefSeq and is a predicted model, not a curated record. Gene Ontology annotation, molecular function: structural constituent of ribosome.
CCUUCGAGUACAGCCCUGGUUCAUUAAGUUGGACCCUCCUCCAGGCCUCACGGAGGACCAGAAUCCAAAAAAAUAACAAUUCACUCUAUCCAAGCUAGCUUCAAUUGGUUCCUGAUCAGGUCUGUCGUAUUUCACUGACGACCUUCCGCUUUUCUAUCCAUCCACCGAAAAGAUACUGCACGGCCUCCUGCUCCGCUGCCGCCGACACCGCCGCCCUCCGAUUGCAUAAUGGGUAAAUACAAUUUCACAGCGCUUCGCGUGCGCGAGAAAGCUCUUCUAGAGAAGGCUACGUUUAUGCGCGAGAAGCUUCCUCCCUGGGCCGAUGUUAUCGCCGAUAUUCCUCCCGCCCAAGCCCUCGUCCGAAACCAAGCCCACCAGCAUCAAUUGGUCCGCCAGCGUGUGAAGUCCGUCCCUGGCAAGUCACAACCGCAGACCGUCUUCACGGUCAGAGAAAAGCCCAUAAAGUCAAAGAAAGCAAGCCGCAUGUUCCUGCCCACUGAGAUGAAGUUCGAGGAGGAUCGGCUACGUACGAAAUUCUUCAAGGACCAUCCUUGGGAGUUGGCCAGACCCCGAAUCCUCGUUGAAAAAUCGGGCCAGGAUUUCCGUCGCUACAACUGGUCCAAGCUCCAGCAGCGUGGAAAGAGGCUGGAUGGUGAGAGUGUUGUUCAGCGCCAACUCUGGCUACUAAACAAUGUCCCUGAUAUGACGGAGAGCGUCUCCUACGAUAUUGCACGUCGCGAAUUCUAUCAACUCCGCCUGCGCGAAGAUAUCGAACGACGAGUUGCGGUAGAAGAAGCCGAGGCUACUGGCGCUGUCUUUGGACCUACACGUCAAGAGAUUGGUAUGCAGAUCGAGGACCAGGUAUUUGAGCGCUGGAAGGCCUGGGCCUCGGCGGGCGUCCAUGUGGUGGAAAACAAGCAGCGCAGCAAUAUGUCCGCGGCGGAUGGCAAUGAAGACUUGGGCCCGGAAGAAGCUGAACCUGUCGUACUUUCGGCUGAGGAGGAGAGCUUGUAGAGGUAUGUUGGUCAUGGGGGGACUGAAGGAGUGGAUUAGAUGGUACGACGUGUGUGGAUUUGAUAAUCGGAUGGUUUAUGUACACUACGGGGAGUAUUGAUAUCUCUGUAUCUAUUGUGAUAGUACUGUUUGGCUUUUUUCUGUUUCGCCG